UUGAAAAUUUUAGCUUCGCUGGCGCCUAGCAUUUGCUUUGGUUGGCCAGGGUUCACAUGCUCUUACACUUGUACCAUUCAACAACACAGCAAAAGGAAAAAAAGGGAGCCAACAACCAAAAAAACAAAAAAGAGAAUCAGAGAAGAUUAAGAAGAAUCAAGAACAUUGUUGAAAACAGGUUCCCCUUAUAUUGGUGGCCUUCCUUUUCCAAACUUUUCUCAUCUUUCUUACAGAUUCCUGCAAACAAAGAAGAAUAGUUCUUUUUUCUUUUUUCUCUAUUUGAAGUUUUUUGGGUCAUCAUCAUGGAUGUUUCUAUGAAAAGAAGAACUCUGCUUAAGGUUAUUGUCCUAGGCGAUAGUGGGGUGGGAAAGACAUCUUUGAUGAAUCAAUAUGUUUAUAACCAGUUUAAUCAACAUUACAAAGCUACAAUUGGAGCUGACUUUGUUACCAAAGAAUUACAGAUUGAUAACAAAUUGGUCACUUUGCAAAUAUGGGAUACAGCAGGGCAGGAAAGGUUCCAGAGUCUAGGUUCUGCAUUUUAUAGAGGAGCAGAUUGCUGUGUUCUGGUGCAUGAUGUAAAUGUACUCAGAUCAUUUGAAACACUAAACAAUUGGCGUGAAGAAUUUCUAAAACAGGCAGAUCCAUCUGAUCCUGAGACAUUUCCUUUCAUAUUAAUUGGAAACAAGAUUGACGUAGAUGGUGCAAAUAGCCGAGUGGUAUCAGAGAAAAAUGCUACGGAUUGGUGUGCCACCAGAGGAAACAUACCCUAUUUUGAGACUUCAGCGAAAGAGGAUUACAAUGUUGAUGAAGCAUUUUUAUGCGUUGCAAAAACUGCACUAGCCAGUGAACAAGAACAUGACAUUUAUUUCCGGGGUAUCUCAGAAACUUGUUCAGAAGUUGAACCGAGAGGAGGCUGUGCUUGCUGAAGUUUGCAAAUGAUUGCAUAUAGUUGCUAUUCACCUUUUCCUGUUUCUUUGAUUCUUUCAAAAGUUUUUUUGGUGAUUAUUCUUUGGGGUCUGGGGAUUCGGGAUAGGUUUUAGGGUGAUCUCAUGUGUAUUAGCACUAAUGGUUGGGUUGGUGAGUAAGUAUAUUUUACAGCUUUUAAGGAAGCAGUCAAUUGUCUUUGAGCUACCAACAGAAUGACUGCAAGAGCAAAUAAAAAUUUCUGUUGUUAACAUUGUAUUUUGUUUGCAAAAUAGGAACAAUGUUCGCGU
Messenger RNA from Durio zibethinus, 1214 nucleotides. RefSeq names its product ras-related protein Rab7-like. Lineage: Eukaryota; Viridiplantae; Streptophyta; Magnoliopsida; Malvales; Malvaceae. Gene Ontology annotation, molecular function: GTPase activity; GTP binding. Gene Ontology annotation, cellular component: vacuolar membrane. The record is from RefSeq and is a predicted model, not a curated record.